AUGUCGACCACCUCAGCUCACGCAGGGCCUGCGACUAGCAGCAACAGCGAUAACCUGCACCCCAAUCAAGUCACUCUUCAUCCGAAUCGUCGCAAUGCGCAAUCGCCAACUCGGAGGCUCUGGCAAUGGUCUUCCAUAUUAGCGACGGCCUCAAUUGCAGCGUUGGCCGCCCCAGUAUACAAACUUGCGACCGGGCUGCUCUACGCGCCUGACAUUCCAGACCCGACGGAUUAUCUAGGUCGCGCACGACACAUACUGAAAACCACACCGUUAAUUGAUGGUCACAAUGACCUCCCGUACUUGAUUCAGGUCGAGUUGCAAAAUAAGAUCUAUUCGAAUUUCAAUCUGAGCAAUCGGAUGCUGGGUCAUACUGAUUUGACUCGUAUGCGCGAGGGGCAGAUGGGCGGGCAGUUCUGGAGCAUCUACAUUGACUGCGAACAGAUCAGUUAUGCGGAUGAUCCGACCGCUUCGGUGCGCGACUCACUGGAACAGAUUGACGUGGCAAAACGCUUGAUCCAGAACUACACAUCCGACCUGACCUACUGCGAAGACUCCCAAUGCGCGCGACAGGCGUUUCGCAGUGGAAAAAUCGCCAGCAUGUUAGGGCUUGAGGGUGCCCACCAAGUCGGCAACUCGAUCGCUGCAAUUCGUCAAUUCUACGACCUCGGAGUGCGCUAUAUCACCACCACCCAUAACUGCGACAAUGCUUUCUCGACCUCCGCGUCGACAGUCGCGGCGGGCGGCGAAGACGGCGGCCUGACUCCCUUCGGACACGAAUAUGUGAAGGAAAUGAAUCGUCUAGGCAUGAUCAUCGACCUCUCGCACGUCUCGCACCAGACAAUGCGCGACGUUAUCUCCGUCACCCGAGCACCUGUCAUUUUCUCGCAUUCGGGCGCGUAUGCCCUUCAGCGACAUCUGCGCCAUGUUCCGGACGAUGUGCUGCGUGGAGUAAAACGAAAUGGCGGAAUCGUGAUGGCUACAUUUAUCAAUCGGUUCUUGAACAUGGAGGAUCCGGAUAGUGCGAGCAUUCGCGACGUUGUGGACCAUAUCUUUCAUAUCGCCGAGCUCGCUGGAUGGGAGCAUGUCGGUGUUGGAGGCGAUUAUAGCGGAACUCCGGAGGUUCCGAUCGGGCUGGAGGACGUUUCCAAAUACCCUGACCUCGUCGCAGCUCUUCUAGAACGAGGCGCAACCGAUGAACAGGCGCGGCUUUUCGCCGGCGAAAAUAUCUUGCGCGUAUGGAACGAAAUCGAGCAGACUGGAGCGUGGAUCCGAGGCGAAGGGACGAAGGAAUCACUUCCAAGCGAGGCUAUCUGGGAAGGAAGACGGUGGACUAAAGGACACAGCUGGCUGCCAUUCAUGUUCUCCGGCACGAGGUCUAGACUGCACGGUGGGAAGAAGGGCCCUAAACCGGGUGCCAAUGAUUGGAGUAUCAGGGCUUGA
This is a messenger RNA of Aspergillus affinis, 1440 nucleotides long. Its product is annotated as dipeptidase. Gene Ontology annotation, biological process: proteolysis. NCBI's taxonomy places the organism in Eukaryota, Fungi, Ascomycota, Eurotiomycetes, Eurotiales, Aspergillaceae. The coding region runs from base 1 to 1440 and encodes 479 amino acids. Gene Ontology annotation, molecular function: metallodipeptidase activity. The record is from RefSeq and is a predicted model, not a curated record. The transcript is spliced from 4 exons.